UCAAGUGCGGCGUACAGAGAAGGCUUGCGUUGAUACCACCGGCGGAGCAGGAGCAGCUGCGUACCCGGAGAGAAGCUUCUCCUCCCUUCUGCCGGCAAUUCUCUACGCGACCGGGUUUUUUUUUCUUUUCAAUUUGCUUAUCUUUGGAAGAUCGGGUUUUUUUUUUAAAAAAGAGCUUCCUCUCUUCCCCCCUUCUUUCUCCCUCCCUCCCUUCUCUUUACACACACGCACAAAUCCCUCUGAUUGUUCCUACCACCUCCUUGGCGAGUUACCGACAACGACAGCCAUUCAAUCAGCUGCUUGCUUGCUGCUGGCUGUAGGGACUCGCGGACGCGGUGUGUGUGUGUACGCCUUGCCUUGCCUUUUUUCCUGAUCUCCGAAGAAAAGACUCCAAUGUAGCUCUCCCCCCUCCUUCAUUUUCCCUGUGGUCUUUUUAUGGUUCGAUCCAAGGAACUAGAGAAGGAAGAAAAGAAGAAGAGGCGGCUUGAGGAUUGAUCCUCUGCCAUUUGGGGCUGCUGUGUUUGAAAGGGAAACUCUCGCCCAUUAGGGGUGAGAGGAGGAGGAUAUAGACAGGGGGAGGAAAUUUGGGGCCGGAUGAAAAUGUUGAAUCCUGCAAACGGAGAGCAGCUUCAUCUAGCGAACUAUGUGGAGGAUUACCUGGACUCCAUCGAAUCCCUGCCCUUCGAUCUGCAGAGAAAUGUCUCCCUGAUGAGGGAAAUCGACGCCAAAUAUCAAGGAAGCGUGAGAUGCCCCGAUAUUUUAAAGGAGCUGGAUGAUUAUUACGAAAAAUUCAAACGAGAGACUGAUGCAGUACAGAAGAGGAGGGUAUUGCACGGCAUACAGAGAGCAUUGAUCCGGAGCCAAGAACUAGGAGAUGAAAAGAUCCAGAUCGUCAGUCAGAUGGUAGAACUUGUUGAGAAUAGAACUAGGCAAGUUGACAGUCAUGUAGAACUGUUUGAAAACUGCCAAGAAAUUAACGACUCUACUGGAAACAGUGGCAAAACAAACCAAGACAAGUCAAAGAACGAGACAAUCAGUCAGGCAGAGAAGCCCAACAACAAGCGCUCCAGGCGGCAAAGAAAUAAUGAAAAUCGAGAGAACGCUUCUAAUAACCAUGAUCAUGAUGAUAUCACUUCAGGAACUCCAAAAGAGAAGAAGGCAAAAACUUCCAAGAAAAAGAAGAGGUCCAAAGCCAAAGCAGAGAGAGAAGCAUCUCCAGCAGAUCUCCCUAUUGAUCCCAAUGAGCCAACUUACUGUCUGUGUAAUCAGGUCUCCUAUGGAGAAAUGAUUGGGUGUGACAAUGAUGAAUGCCCGAUUGAAUGGUUUCACUUCUCAUGUGUGGGACUCAAUCAUAAACCAAAGGGCAAGUGGUACUGCCCCAAAUGUAGAGGAGAAAAUGAGAAAACAAUGGACAAGGCACUAGAAAAGUCUAAAAAAGAAAGGGCCUACAACAGGUAGUUUCUAAAUCUAAGGAAAAUAUAGCUGUGGGUUCGUGUAAUUUAUUCUCUCUUUUGUUGAGGUGCAAGAAUUGUAAAAUGUAUAUUUUUAAAGAAGGUUAUGCAUCAAACCAUUCUUGCAACAGGGAUGGCAUUAUAAGAAAUGUUUGGGUUUUUUCCUUGAUACAGCUGUUAACAGGAAAAGAGUCUGUGAGCCAAAAAACAUAUAAUAAAGUAAUAGAGUUAACAUUGUAAUAUCCAGGCUCAUCUUAUGGAAAAAUAUGGUUUCAAGAGUUGGUAAGACUCUGUCCAUUAAAAUGUAGAUAAUAAGCAUGUCUUGGAUAGCAUUCCGUUUUUCUCAGAGAGGAAUGCUAUUUAUCUUUCCAGAAAAUGUCAACAUUCAGUUUGAAUAAAACAGAACAUUGGAAAAGGAUUCUAAAUGCAUUGGCUAUAAUCUAACACAGAGUGAAACACUCUUAAACUCAUUUGAUUUCAGUGGGAUUAAGAGAGCACGCACGCACUUAACUCCUAGUUGACAUGGUUCAAUCAGAGUUGCUUCCAAGAAAGUGGUUUAGGAUUAUAGCCUUGCGCCCCAUUUUCAACAGGUCCAUUGCUUUUAAUGGAACGUUUCUAAGGGAUAUGUUUGGGACCAGGGUGCUAGUUUUGUUUGGUGAUUAUCAAUGCAAUAGCAAAGAGGAAGGUUAUGGUAUAGCACUUGUUCAACACAUCGUUCUAGCAAGUCAAUAUCAGAAGUUUAACUACAAGCUUAUUUUUAAAGAUGCAAAUGGUUAAAUUUUACACAGCAUAUUUUAUAUACUGGCCAAGUACCACAAGGGCCUUUUAAAAAUGGUUUAGUAUAUUUUGUAUUUAACCAGGAAGUGGUUUAGUAACAAACCUUAUCAUAAACCAACCUUUAUACUGUCCUCAGAUAAUAGUGUAGCAGUCUUUACUUUGUAUAAGUUGUAAAAAUGUACAUUUUCAAGUGGAGUGGCACUUAACUGUAUUAUAAUUGGAAAUGCAUCCCCAUGCCAUGGUGUAGCCAAUAUGCAUUUCUUUCUGUAUGUAUGAAAGUUGUACAGCUGUGAUAUUAAGGAAUAAAUUAAACAAGUUGGA
This is a messenger RNA of Eublepharis macularius, 2549 nucleotides long. It is a transcript of the gene ING1, whose product is annotated as inhibitor of growth family member 1. The transcript is spliced from 3 exons. The record is from RefSeq and is a predicted model, not a curated record. Bases 595 to 1458 code for a protein of 287 amino acids. Gene Ontology annotation, cellular component: nucleus. Lineage: Eukaryota; Metazoa; Chordata; Lepidosauria; Squamata; Eublepharidae. Gene Ontology annotation, biological process: positive regulation of DNA-templated transcription.